Molecule: messenger RNA, 697 nt
Organism: Arabidopsis lyrata subsp. lyrata
Lineage: Eukaryota; Viridiplantae; Streptophyta; Magnoliopsida; Brassicales; Brassicaceae
Source: RefSeq, a predicted model, not a curated record
UGAAAUGUGAUUCGUGUGAUUGGACUUUUUGCUUGAGCUUUUUACCAAAUAACCUGCAGGUGAUUUUGAUAAAUCACAUACUCAACAACGGAGAAUGGAGAAAUGUUUGGAAAUGCUCUGGAUUGAACUAAGCAAGCCUCUUUAUGUUAUUCUAGUUAUAACUGUGGAGAACAUGAUCUUGUUGAUUUUUUUUUUCUUUCACAUUAGUUAGUUAAUGUUCUAACUUCUAAUUAGGAAGAUUGUAAUCUGGUUAUGAUAUUGUUCCUUAAAUUUAGUGUUACUCGUUUGAAUUUUUUUUCUGCUGAUCAUGGCCAUUACAAGACUCAACAAUUGGGAAGGAAAAACUGUUUGGAUAAUGAUGAUACUGAUAUGAUUUGGUUGCGGGCUCUGCACUGCAGAACAGGACAGAAAGAGACCGAAUUAGUGUGAAAACUCGAUUACAAGCAAGCGAUGCAAUACAUGGUGGGAUAUCCAUGGAAUAUUAGGAAAGAUGGAGGAAAUUUCCAUGAAGCGUGUAGAUGACAUUCUGAGUUUCUUAAGGGUAAGAUUGAAAGGUGUUGCGAAAGUCUUAUUAUGGGAAAGGUAAUAUACCAUAAAGAUUCUAAAGCAGUCGUAAUAUUUGACUUUGAAGUCAUUUUCAAUGGGUCUACAACCAGAGAGAAAGAGCUAAUUGUUAAGCAUUGAGAGCAAAGAAAGU